Messenger RNA from Miscanthus lutarioriparius, 351 nucleotides. The record is from the annotation of a GenBank genome assembly. NCBI's taxonomy places the organism in Eukaryota, Viridiplantae, Streptophyta, Magnoliopsida, Poales, Poaceae.
AUGGGGUCGGAGUGGGACUUCGGGGUGUUCUCGGGCGUCGUCGGCGUGGAGAAGCCCGACCCGAGGAUCUACGAGGCUGCGCUGCAGCAGGCGGCCGGCGGGGCCGGGAGCGGAAGCGUGGCGCCCGGGGAGGCGCUCCACAUCGGCGACAGCCUGCGCAAGGACUACGCCCCCGCGCGGAGCCUCGGGAUGCACGCGCUGCUGCUGGACCGGUUCCUGACCGCCGAUGCGGAGUGCUGGCGGAGGUCCGGCGCGCUCGUGCUCCCGGACCUCGUCGCCGCUCAGGAGUGGCUCCCCGGGGGUCACAGUCACAGGGAGGAAGCCGCGGAUCAGCCUGUCACGGCCAGGUGA